Messenger RNA from Phymastichus coffea, 2839 nucleotides. Its product is annotated as transmembrane protein 184C. Gene Ontology annotation, biological process: transport. NCBI's taxonomy places the organism in Eukaryota, Metazoa, Arthropoda, Insecta, Hymenoptera, Eulophidae. The transcript has 7 exons. The record is from RefSeq and is a predicted model, not a curated record. Bases 417 to 1691 code for a protein of 424 amino acids. Gene Ontology annotation, molecular function: transporter activity.
UAUGCGGCUUAUACUUCAUUUUCUUUGUAGCAUAACUUACAUUUAUUCAAGUGAUAUAGAUGAAAUGAAAACUUGUUUAACGCGUAGAAAAUACAUAGGUCAAAAGUAUUCUUGCUAUUGAAAAUACUUUUUAUUAAUUGAUUGCCGCAAUAAUUACCGUGACAGCACGUAACUGCGGUUUUUUUAGAAUGAAAAGUGCAAGUACUACUUGAUAAGAGUUUUUAUUCAAUAAUGUAUAACUAAAACGUUUGGAAAAUAAUAUUUCGUCUUUACAUACCCUACUACAUGUAUAUCUUCAAAAUCAAAACAAACUUUUUUACAAGCACUGGUACUAUAAUUUUCAUUUGUGCUGUAACAUUAAAAUACAGUUACCUAAAAAAGACAAAAGAAUGUGGCAAAACUAAAAUCUAGUUACGAUGGCUGGUGGUUUCUGUCGACACUGGCGUCUUUGGAUAUUGCCAGUAUUAACAUGCCUUUAUACACUUCUUAUUAUUAUUCUUGUUCCAAUUUUGAUAUCAAACUCCAUUAAGAAUGGCUUCAGAAAGCAAGAUCAAGGUGCUUUAGUUGGAGGGGCAUUUGUUCUUCUGGCCAUUCCUAUGUCUUUUUAUGAAAUCGUUCAACAUAUGAUUUAUUACACCCAACCAAGACUACAGAAAUAUAUUAUCAGGAUAUUGUGGAUGGUACCUAUUUAUGCUGUAAAUGCAUGGCUUGGCCUAGUGUACCCAGAAGUCAGUAUUUAUGUGGACAGUUUAAGAGAAUGUUAUGAAGCCUAUGUCAUUUACAAUUUUAUGAUGUAUUUAUUUGCCUAUCUCAAUGCUGACCAUCAGUUAGAACAUAGACUGGAAAUUGCGCCUCAAGUCCAUCACAUAUUUCCACUGUGUUGCCUUCCUGAUUGGGAAAUGGGUCACGAUUUCAUUCACAUGUGUAAGCACGGAAUUUUGCAAUACACUGUUGUGCGACCUAUAUCGACGCUCAUCUCUUUUAUAUGUGCAGUUAAUAAUGUAUAUAAAGAAGGUGAAUUUAGGGGAGAUGCAGCAUUUCUAUACAUUAUAGGGCUAAACAAUUUUUCGCAAUUUAUUGCCAUGUAUUGUUUAGUCAUGUUUUAUCGUGCCAAUUCCGAAGCUCUGAAACCUAUGAAACCAAUAGGAAAGUUUUUAUGCAUCAAAGCAGUUGUAUUUUUUUCAUUUUUCCAAGGAGUAGCGAUAGCUAUGCUUGUAUACUUUGGAAUCAUAUCCAGUAUAUUUGACACAGAAAAUUCGACUGAUGUUAGACACAUAUCGGCUAAGAUUCAGGAUUUCCUGAUUUGUAUAGAAAUGUUCCUAGCAGCAGUAGCACAUCAUUACUGUUUCAGUCAUAAACCAUUUGUUAAUUUGGCUCAAAACCAAGCUUGGUGGGAUGCAUUCAGACAAAUGUGGGACGUUUCGGACGUACACAACGAUAUAAAAGAACACCUAGGAGUAGUCGGCUCAUCUCUAAGCCGUCGUAUACGUGGACGUAGCGUUUAUCAACGAGCUUGGGGUAUUGUGACUGAGCGAACGUCUUUAUUACCAGAUGCCAUGGGUCCUGAUAAGAGUACGCCGGUUGCUCAAUCAGGAUAUUACGCAGCUGAAACUUCAAGUUCGAGCGAGUGCAUUGAUGUAGUGACUACUAAUGAGCCACCCGCUGGUGGUAGCAAGGAUGUUAUAGCGUAGACUUGUCUACCUCGUUUUAUAAAUUGUGAUUCGUGCGAUUUGGCUACCGAGAUUUUUGGUUGGUGGACUAUUUUAUUUAUUUUAUCUUAGUUUUUAUUCCUCUCAGCCAGUUUUAGUUAUUUUUGUAACUUAAAUGAGGAUGUCGGAGAUUUUGAAUUAAUUUGUCAUAUUGAAUAUAAUUUUAAUAGAACAUGGAAGAUGCAAAAAACUUGAAAUUAUAGAUCGAAUAUAAACACAAUAAAACGUAUAGGAUAGCAUGUAUUAAAAUAAAUGUAACCAUUGAAUGGGAUAUUUUUUAACAUAUUUAGUAUAAUACGAACAAGCUAAUUUAAGAUAAAACUAUAAAGUUUCAGGAAGAGUAUAAGCUAUUUUAUCAGAUAGGGCUACACCUGCAACAUUGAACGAUGUUCAAAACGUUAUUUAGAAAAACAUACGAUUUUAUUGUAAUCUACUAUCAUAGGAAAAGCCCUGAUUUCAAGUUCUAUGUUCAAUUAAAUCGAAAAAAAUGUGAAAAAAUAUACGAAUGUAAAGAUCUGACAUCCUUUUAACACUUAUUAUCUAUUCUAUACGUUAAUCUUGUCAUCAAUAAGCAAUAUGUGAUUUUAACCUUUGCAAACUGUAUUUCAAUUAAUCGAUGUUUAAAACUUGGUAGCUGAAGACUUUCCAAUAGCAAAGAGUCGCUUCGUGAUAUGAGAAUGAAGUCACAUUUUUUAAUGUAAAUAAAUCCUCUAUGUAAUUAUAAAAAUGUAAUACAAAAUAGAUUAAUCGAAUAAUUUGUUAAUGAAAUCGCUAUUUGACAGUUCUUUUUCCGAAUAAUAGUUUAAAAAUUUACCUAUUACCAAUGAUAUUUUACCAAAUACUUUAUAUAUGCGUAAAGCGUUUAUACGUAGGGUAUUACGUCCAUCAUUAAUGUUUAUAUGGAAUUAAUACUACGUUAACUUUUAUGACAUAUCUGAAAAGAAAGAUUUAGAAGAGUUAUUUAUUUAAUACGACAUAUAUUAACAAACAAUGUUAUAUUCUUCUCUGUUUACUGUUGAACUAUUUUCAUGCAAUUUGUUUUUAUUUCUAGUUUUUUUAUCGUCUAGUUUUAGUUGUAAGUAUUUUUCAGCAAAGACAAUGAAAUUAGAAUUAAAAUUAUUUUUUUCUAU